Danaus chrysippus (African queen) is the source of this 531-nucleotide messenger RNA. The record is from the annotation of a GenBank genome assembly. Lineage: Eukaryota; Metazoa; Arthropoda; Insecta; Lepidoptera; Nymphalidae.
AUGGGAACCGAAGUUUUGCUGGCGAAUGGCAUAGCGAAGGUCACAGCGCGGAUAUUACAAAAUCUCAUAUACUUCGUGAGCACGAUACUUCAAUUCCAAAUCCAUCAGGCGUUGUGUUUGAGGACGGGACAAUUUAUCCCAGGGGAUCCCACUCGUCCCCUUCACAAGUGCGACAUCUACCGUAAUCCAGAGGCUGGGAAAAUGCUCACCCGUCUCAUGGAAAGAGGAUCUUCAAUUCCUUGGAGCCAGUUACUGCAGGAGACUAUUGGUGAAGGAAGACUGAACGGGGAAGCCAUGAGGGAGUACUUCAGACCCUUGGAGGAAUGGCUUCGGAAUGAAAAUCUCAGGACUGGAGAGUAUUUGGGCUGGAGCUACGAUGGGGAUUACUGCAAAUUUAGCAUCGAAACAGCGGGUCUACAGGUGUACGGAGGAUUUUACAACGCAGCUUCCAAGAAUAUUGAUUUAACAAGCCUCCUAACUCUUCUUAUAUCAUCGACAUUAACUACUGUAAUAGGACUACGCCGACGAUAA